AUGACCUCUGCAAUUCGUAAUACAGCCACAGACCCUACAUGGAUUAUUGGACCUUCUCCGCAACCGAAACUGGAGAUGAGCGAAACUCUACAUAUGCAAAGGGCCACUGUGCGGUUGGGCAGGUCCCGUAGCGCGACUGCGGACGGUAGUAUAAUCACUCAGAACCGGGCAUCUCACUUACGUCACCGCAUGUCCGUGUACAGCACCGCCCGUCCCAUACCCACUAGAUCCUUCUUUCAGGGACGUGCAUAUAAUUUUUUGGAGAGACCAUCGGGUUGGAAAUGCUUUUUGUAUCAUUUCACAGUAUUCCUCAUGGUGCUUUCUUGCCUGAACCUCAGUGUGCUGUCCACCAUUGAUGAGUAUCAAUCACUGGCUAAUAAAACACUAUUCUGGGUGGAAUUAGUGCUGGUAGUGUUGUUUGGUGUGGAGUAUGUGGUGCGCCUGUGGUCAGCAGGAUGCAGAAGUAAAUAUGUAGGAAUUCUGGGAAGGCUUCGCUUUGCCCGAAAACCCAUCUCUGUUAUUGACCUGAUUGUGGUAGUGGCCUCCAUUAUUGUAUUGGCAUUUGGCUCUAAAGGUCAGGUUUUUGCCACCUCUGCUGUCAGAGGAGUCCGCUUCCUUCAGAUCCUACGGAUGCUGCAUGUGGAUCGAAAAGGAGGAACAUGGCGGCUGCUUGGAUCAGUUGUCUACAUACAUCGGCAGGAACUGAUUGCAACUCUUUAUAUCGGAUUCCUGGGGCUCAUCAUCUCGUCCUACUUUGUGUAUUUGGCAGAGAAGGAUGCGGUAGAUGAUCAUGGUAUCACAGAGUUCAGCAGUUAUGCUGAUGCUCUGUGGUGGGGUGUGGUAACCGUAACGACUAUUGGCUAUGGAGACAAGGUCCCUCAGACCUGGAUUGGGAAGACUAUCGCAUCAUGUUUCUCUAUAGUUGUCAUCUCAUUUUUUGCCCUCCCUGCUGGAAUACUCGGCUCUGGUUUUGCUCUGAAGGUACAGCAGAAACAGAGACAAAAACACUUCAACAGGCAAAUCCCUGCAGCUGCAUGUCUGAUACAGGCCUCCUGGAGGUGCUUUGCCUUAAAGAACAAUGAUUCUGCCACUUACAAGUUAUUUGUAAAGAGGAAAUAUGUGGCAUCCAGCACCUCAGUGCCCAGCCCUAAAUUAAAGGUAAAGAUGAGGAGGAAGAUGAAGAGUGAUGACAGGGAAAAUGGUCCCAGUUCUUCUACCAUACCUACCAUAACCUAUGAUUCCUUUUAUGAUGCAAAGGAUGCCAGUCAAGAUACAGUGAGCAGCAUUCAACAGUCAGAGCGGGAACAAUCAUGGAAUUCUCUAUCCUCCUUCCAGUUCUCUCCACUAACAGCAAAAAAGUCCACUGGGUUUUUGGAGGUGCAAUCUCGGCCAACACUCCAGAGGAGCAGCAGCUUUGCAGAUGAUGUAGAGACUGAGGCAGAGAGAGAUAGUUCAUUCGUUCCAGUCACUCAUGUGUCUCAGUUGCGGGAUUCCCACAGAGCAGCCAUUCGUGUGAUCCAGAGAAUGCACUACUUUGUGGCAAAAAAAAAGUUCUUGCAAGCACGUAAGCCAUACGAUGUGAGAGACGUAAUUGAGCAGUAUUCUCAGGGUAACCUCAAUCUCAUGGUGCGCAUCAAGGAGCUGCAGAGAAGAAUGGAUCAGUCCUUAGGGAAGCUGUCUCUAUUCCAGACAAGUUCAGAGCGCCUCAAAGACAAAGGCACGAACACUAUUGGCUCCAGACUCAACAGGAUGGAGGAGAAGAUCACACACAUGGACAAGACACUCAACCGCAUUGCUGAGUCUCUGAUCCUCCUGUUGGGUAGAGAGAGUCAGGGGGAUUUGGCCAGACGGCAAAAAAGGGGUGUCAGCAUCCACAGACAAUCAGCUAACCAUGGCCUGACAGUGCCGGACAGGCAAGACAGCCUACCCAGCUACCAGCAACUCUCAACAGAAACUUUAUCCUCUCCCAAUAGGGUGGAAAGCUGAGUCCACUAAAUCACAAAGUGCCUGAAACUGUGUCAGUUUUGUCUUAAAUUAAUAGAGAAGAUUAUAUUUGGGAGGUAUGAACAUCAGAUUAAAGCUCAUCUCAGAGUUCAGAGUUGGCUGUUUUUAAGAUAUGUACUGAAUUUUUAAAUAUUUUUCUGUAAGUUUGUUGGACAGUUGGAUUUCUUCUAAAGCAACAAGACAUGUAUACAUAUUUUAGCAUACAAUUAUAUAAGUAUGGCUUUUUGGUAUUAUCCAGUAGAUGAUUUCCUUUUUUAAACAGAUAGAAAGCAGUGCUCAACAAUAAGAAUGGAGAGAUUUUUGGGCCAGUUAACAAAACUCCAAAUGUUACAUUCAUUGUUUUUAUUGUUUUUGUUUUUCAUUGCAUUGCAUUGCACUGCAAACUUACAAAUAUACAUUUAUGUGAUGUUUGAGCAUUGUUCUUGCCAAUUCUUCCAAUUUAAACUUGUCACCAAUGUUUUGUGGUAAUUGUGAGAAUGACGUAAUAGUUUUAGAAGCGUUAUACAAUGAAAAUCAUAAACCAAUCAGUAACAUUUUGCUAUGCAUAUUGUUUUCCAACACAGCUAGUUUUAUGGAAAGAAAACUUAACAUUUAAUGAAAAAUAUUAUUCCUGGCACAUAUACAGCAAGUGAAAAUGAUGAAAUCUGAACUAGCAAGAAAAUAAAUCCUAACUGUUGAGCCCUGGAAAAUAUUAUGUUGUAAGGAAUUUGCCCUCUACCCUCCAUAUAUGAAUGUUACAAUGAAGACAUUAUUUUGGAUUGUUAUGAAUUGACCUUUUUUCUGGUAAAUGAUUGCUAUUGAAAAUUGAGAGGAACAAAAUGCUCAUUGCUCCCGUUUAUGAAAUGGUCAUAAACAGUUUAGAGAAACAUUGAUCUGUGAAUUCAGCUGUAGAGGCUUUUCACUUACCUCUGUCCUCCAAAUUAAGUUUAUAUGUAUGUAUAUUUACAGAAGUACAAAUGUGAAUGUGCUGAUCUUUCAAGCAACACUACUGAUUAAAUUCUCCAGUGAACAGUUUUAUCCAAAUUGUGAAUUUUAUAAAGUACUGAGAGUUUUUCACUGUGGCAAAAAUGCAAUAUUGGCUAACCGUUUUCUGGUUUUAC
Messenger RNA from Xyrauchen texanus (razorback sucker), 3104 nucleotides. Its product is annotated as potassium voltage-gated channel subfamily KQT member 1-like. Bases 1 to 1986 code for a protein of 661 amino acids. Lineage: Eukaryota; Metazoa; Chordata; Actinopteri; Cypriniformes; Catostomidae. The transcript is spliced from 18 exons. The record is from RefSeq and is a predicted model, not a curated record. Gene Ontology annotation, molecular function: voltage-gated potassium channel activity. Gene Ontology annotation, biological process: potassium ion transport; transmembrane transport. Gene Ontology annotation, cellular component: membrane; voltage-gated potassium channel complex.